Molecule: messenger RNA, 2386 nt
Organism: Phalacrocorax carbo (great cormorant)
Lineage: Eukaryota; Metazoa; Chordata; Aves; Suliformes; Phalacrocoracidae
Source: RefSeq, a predicted model, not a curated record
GGGCGCACGUGGCCCCCGGGCCCGGGUGCGGGCUCGCGCCGCCACCAGGGCUCGCGCCGCCGGGUGCGCUGCAGCGCGCCGCCGCCGCGCCAUGAGGGUGCAGCUGGAGCGGUGCCGGGGCGAGUGGCGGGAGCUGGAAGAGGAGUUCCGGCAGCUCCAGGAAACACACAAAGUUUACAGGCAGAAGCUGGAAGAAGUCACCAGCUUGCAGACAGCCUGCAGCAGCUCCAUCCACCGGCAGAAAAAGACAUUAAGGGAUCUGAAGCACAGUCUGCAACGGUGUAAGCCCAGAGCGAGUCCUGAAGAGUUUGCUCUCAUUCAGGAGAUCAGCACCCAGAUCAAGGAGAGGCAAAAUGCCUUCUUCGACAUGGAAGCCUACUUACCAAAGAAGAAUGGCUUGUACUUAAAUCUGGUGCUGGGGAACGUGAAUGUGACUCUCCUGAGUAACCAAGCAAAGUUUGCCUACAAGGACGAGUAUGAGAAGUUCAAACUUUAUCUGACGAUAAUCUUGUUACUUGGGGCCGUCACCUGCAGGUUUAUUCUCCACUACAGGGUGACAGAUGAAGUGUUUAACUUUCUGUUAGUAUGGUAUUACUGCACACUGACGAUACGGGAAAGCAUUCUCAUUAGCAAUGGAUCAAGGAUCAAAGGAUGGUGGGUGUCUCAUCACUAUGUUUCCACUUUCCUGUCUGGAGUAAUGUUAACAUGGCCAGAUGGACUCAUGUAUCAAAUGUUUCGCAGCCAAUUUUUAGCGUUUUCAAUAUUCCAGAGUUGUGUUCAGUUCCUACAGUAUUAUUAUCAAAGGGGCUGCCUCUAUAGACUCCGUGCUUUGGGGGAGAGAAACCACUUGGACCUUACAGUAGAAGGAUUUCAGUCCUGGAUGUGGCGGGGGCUGACAUUUCUCCUUCCCUUCUUGUUCUUUGGGCAUUUCUGGCAGCUAUACAACGCAGUCACGCUUUUUGGAUUGUCGAGGCAUAAGGAGUGCAAAGAAUGGCAGGUGGGUUUUUGUGUUGGCGUUCACAUUUCUGCUGCUCUUCCUCGGGAACUUCCUCACUACUCUCAAAGUGGUGCACACUAAACUCCAGAAAAACAAAGACAAAAUGAAGAAGCUGUGAACCCCCCCUCCCUGGUGUGCCAGCUGCUGUCCCUCCGCCCGCAGCAGGCGCUGGCUUUGGGACGGAUCCUGCUAUAAACCUCAGCUAUGCCGUCAGUGGGCUUGGAAAGACUCAUCUGUCCCAAUGUUUGGUGAAGGAUAGGGACUCUGCCAGCACAGACGCAGUAUUACGCAAGCAUGGCUCUCCAGUCCACAGUCCUGCUAUUUAUGUAUAUUUAAUACAAAACAUGUUUACCUUUUUUUCUGUACAUAGAGCAGCAUGCACCUGCCCAGCAAAGCGCCAGCAUUGGGAGAAUGUGGGAUCUACUGUAAUUCCAAUUCUGGAAUGAUAUUUAAUACUUUCCAGUUUUAUUAUUUAAAUUCUGGGUAUUGGAUUUGCAAAAGUUUAUGAACACUCCAGGUUGAUCAGUAAAACAGACCAAAUGCUGUUUUUUUAAAGGCAUCUGUUUAACGCAUAUUUUCAGUGGCAAUAUUAACCUGUGUGUACUGUGAAAAAAAAAUGCCUAUCUUUGUACAAUACUGCUGCUAUAUACACUUUUAAAAAAGCUAUUUAAAGAGAAAUCCUCUUUUGAAAUCAAAAAUAAGCAAGCAAAACCAGUUGUUAAAUGGCAGGGAAAUCUGCUAGCCCUUUUCCAGGGAGACCAGGUCAGCUGUCCAGGCCUGGAAAAGACCUAAAAUAAACUGUUCAAUAUGUAGCUGCUUCAGCCCCUUUUUAAUAACCUAUAACUUUGGUUUCUGUUUUCAGUAUCUUUUGCUCCCAGUGCUGUUCUGGGAAGGGGAGGACAGGCUCAGCAGAAAUAUUAAAUAUUUGCUUUAGACGCUGUGCUUGUACCAAUAAUUAAAAGAAUGUAAACACUCGUUCAGGAGGAUGGCAGAGGACAAAUACUGACUGCCACCUUGCUUAACAACUUGUGCUGCUUGAAUUUAAACUUACUCAUUCAAAUAAGCCUGUUUUGGGUGCUGUAACAUCUGUACUUCCCAAGGCCAGCUGCAGUAUUGUGAGCUGCCUUAUAGGCAGUGUCUUCCCCAGUGGUGAAGGCUUCCUUUGAGCCUAGCACAAAGCCCAAGCUGGGCACGUGCUUUGGCAGUGUGUGGUGUGAAAAUUAUGCCCUUCUCCCAGUAAGCGUGCUCAUGAAGAAAUACAUAUGCACUACAGACUUGCAAUGUUUUCAUCAGUUCUUCUGUUGCUGUGAGGCUAGCAAAAUUAGCUUUACAGUGUCACUGUCCUGUGGGCAUGAACAAUAAAUCGCAAUUAGCGGAUUUUGAACAACU